AUGCCCGACGCAACGUACCCAACCAUCACGCAGUGCGCGUUGGUUUCGGCCGCCUUUAAGAUUCUCCUGUUCCCCGCCUACAAAUCCACCGAUUUCGAAGUCCACCGCAACUGGCUCGCCAUCACACACAGCCUUCCCCUCUCCGAGUGGUACUACGAGGACACGUCGCAAUGGACGCUCGACUACCCGCCCUUUUUCGCCUACUUUGAGUGGCUGCUGUCGCACGUCGCCCGCCUCGCCGACCCGGCCAUGGUGCGCGUUUACAACCUCGAGCACGAUACCUGGCCGACUGUUUACUUUCAGCGCACCACCGUCCUCGUCACCGAGCUGCUGCUCGCCUACGCCCUGCAGCUGUUUCUCGAGUCCUCGCCGCUGGCCUCGCGCCGCUCCGCCCACGUCGCCGCGCUCUCGGUCCUGCUGUCGCCCGGCCUGCUCAUCAUCGAUCACAUCCAUUUCCAGUACAACGGCUUCAUGUAUGGUAUCCUCGUGCUGUCGCUUGUGCUCGCCCGCGGUAAGAACUCGCUGCUCGCGAGCGGCCUGGCGUUUGCGGCCCUGCUCUGCUUCAAGCACAUUUACGUCUACCUCGCCCCGGCAUACUUUAUCUACUUGCUGCGCACCUACUGUCUAUCGCCCAAAUCCAUAUUUGACAUCCGCUUCGUCAACUGCGUCAAGCUGGGUGGUGGUAUUGUGGCCAUUGUGGCGGCGGCUCUGGGUCCGUUUGCUGCGUUGAAGCAGAUGCCGCAGCUACUGAGUCGACUAUUUCCCUUUGCGCGGGGACUGUGCCACGCGUAUUGGGCUUCCAAUGUCUGGGCUUUGUACUCUUUUGCUGACCGGGCUCUCAUUGUUCUUGCCCCAAGGCUAGGCCUCGAUAUCAAGGCAGACGCUUUGCAGAGUGUCACACGCGGGCUUGUCGGAGACACUUCGUUUGCUGUCCUCCCUGAGAUUAGCGCCCGCACCUGCUUUGCCCUAACGCUGCUCUUCCAAGCGCUUCCGCUCAUCAAGCUCUUUAUGCAGCCGACGUGGGAGAACUUUAUCGGCGCGACGACGCUCUGUGGCUACGCAUCGUUCCUCUUCGGUUACCAUGUCCACGAGAAGGCGAUUUUGCUUGUGAUAAUUCCAUUUAGCUUGAUCGCGCUCCAAGACAGGCGACAUCUCUCAACAUUUCGGCCGUUGGCGGUCGCAGGCCACGUCUCCCUCUUUCCUCUUCUAUUCACCCCGGCCGAGUUCCCGAUCAAGACUGUCUACACGCUGCUAUGGCUGGUCGUCUUUCUAACAGCCUUUGAUAGGCUGGCGCCGGCGUCCAACAAGACCCGCUUCUUUCUGCUCGACCGCUUUAAUACGUUGUACAUUGCGCUGUGCAUCCCGUUGGUCAUCUACACGUCACUGUUGCACCAGCUCGUUUUUGGCCAACGCCUCGAGUUCCUGCCACUGAUGUUGACGAGCGUGUACACGGCGAUAGGCGUGUUCCAGCAUGACUUUGCCGGCAACGAGUGGCGCGUCUACGAGGAGCACAAGUCCCGGGUGCUCGCCCUGGUGCCACCCGACAAGCUCUUCGAGUACCACGUCCACGAGGGUGGGUGCCGCUGUGCGCAUUCCUCGGGCGCCAAGUGCCUGAGCGCGCGGCAGCCGGCGACACGCCGCACCUCAACAGCAGCGCGGCGUUCAUCGGCAGCCAUCGCGGGAUCAACUAUUACACGCCAGCGGCGCAAGUGA
Cordyceps militaris CM01 is the source of this 1713-nucleotide messenger RNA. RefSeq names its product dolichyl glycosyltransferase. Gene Ontology annotation, molecular function: dolichyl pyrophosphate Glc1Man9GlcNAc2 alpha-1,3-glucosyltransferase activity. Gene Ontology annotation, cellular component: endoplasmic reticulum membrane. The coding region runs from base 1 to 1713 and encodes 570 amino acids. Gene Ontology annotation, biological process: protein N-linked glycosylation. The record is from RefSeq and is a predicted model, not a curated record. Lineage: Eukaryota; Fungi; Ascomycota; Sordariomycetes; Hypocreales; Cordycipitaceae. The transcript is spliced from 4 exons.